UUGUCCGGACUGGAGCCUGGCCAUCGUAUUCAGUCCUUUGAUGAGGCUAAGCGGCUUGAUCAGAUCAACGAGCGUAUGCCUCCGUCAAUGGCCGCCACACCGUCACAGUCGCCGAUGGCAAGUCCGUCGGCGCGUCGACCCGGUUCCAAUGCCUCCAACAGUGCAACAAACUGA
Gongylonema pulchrum is the source of this 174-nucleotide messenger RNA. Lineage: Eukaryota; Metazoa; Nematoda; Chromadorea; Rhabditida; Gongylonematidae. The record is from the annotation of a GenBank genome assembly.